GUGUUUUCGCUGCUUUGUGAUGAGGAGCUGAUGAUCAGAUGAUGGCGCCUUCUAAGAUGAAGCUGCGUGUGAGGAAGAGAGACAGCGCUGGCAAAUCUUCCCAGCGUUUAUUGGCCAAUGCGUCGCCUGAUUCCAAAUGCCCCAUCUGCCUCGAUGGCUUCAACAACGUGGCGUCGCUGGACCGCUGCCUGCACCAGUUCUGUUUCCGCUGCAUCCAAGAGUGGUCCAAGAACAAAGCCGAGUGUCCGCUCUGUAAGCAGCCCUUCCACUCCAUAUUCCACUCCGUCAAAGGGGAAAACGACUUUAAGGAGUUCGUGCUGCGGCCGCCGGAGAACGGAGCGCCUGCGAACGCCGAUCCGUAUGAGCGCGUGCUCCGCCCCCGAGUUCUCAGAAGCCGGGAGAGGCGGAGCCACAGAGCGCAAAACCCCGCCCCUUCCUCCUCCCCUCCGCUAGAGGAUGCUGUCAUGUUCGACGGCCUGGCGGACGCAGCGGCGCUCGUGCAGAACCAAGACGUGCAGCAGAUGGUGCUGCGACUGACGGCGCGCAGACAUGGGCGGAGCCUGCGGCGCUUGUGCGACCAAGACGUGGUUGCGUUCCGCCGUGCGCUUUACAGGACUGGCGUACGCGUGCGCAACACGCGGGACGCCGGCAGGCAGAGGGACAUUUCGGCCGCGUUCUUGCGACAAAACCCUGGCUGCCUGCGGCGACUGUUGCCUUGGCUACAGCGCGAGCUCACUGUGUUGUAUGGUUUGCACGGCUCGCUGGUGAACAUCGUGCAGAACAUCAUCAUCUCGCGCAUCAUGAACUACAACAUGGAGGACACGGCCAUCCGAGACGAGCUCCGCCCCUUCCUGCUGGCGCGCACCGACCACUUCCUGCACGAACUGGUGAGCUUCGCCCGCUCCACCCUCAACAUGGAGGCGUACGACCAGCAGGCCGUUUACGACUGUCCCGCUCCCAGCUACGAGGAGGGCAGCAGCUCGGACCUUUCUGUUAUCGCCAUCUCCGAGGACGAAGACGAUAAUGACAGUGAGGACAAUGUCACAGAGAAUCCCUCUGCUGUCCAGGAACGCCUUGCAUCCGUUGCCACGGCAAGUGGAGCGGAAAGUUUGCCAAGUCAGUCAGCGUGGGAUGAUGCAACGCCUGGUCCGUCCUAUUCAACCCUCCUCCCCUCUUCCAGCCCAACGCAGGGCGAGGGGGCAGAGCCAAGCUCAAGCACAGCCCCUCCCCUCAGCGCCCUGGAUAAGACUGACCCUCUGGCGAGUGGCAGCGUGUCAGCUGGACCGGGUGAAGAUGACGAAGAGGAAGAGUGCCUAAUUGUGGGAUACGUGAAACCGAUGGCCGAACGGACCCCAGAACUUGUUCAGCUCUCCUCAGAUUCGUCAGAAGAGGAGCAAGAGCCAGCCGCCACCGAGACAGCGGCCUCAGUAAUGAAAUCAGAGGAAUCCCAAGUGCAGCUCCCAUCACAGUCACACAUGAACCCGCUUAGUCCUAGUUCCUUCCCAGGCCCUGCUCCCUUGUGCAGUCCACAGCAUUUACUCUCGAAUGGAGUCGGGUCACACAGCAGAGAACAAGAGGCCGACUACUUGUCCUUCCAUGGUCACCAGUCCAAAGAUGGUUCACGGUCACAUUCACGGCAGAGUCGAGAUGACUCCAGGUUCAGAGGUCACAGGAGGCAUCGAAGUCAUCGGUGCUCUGGCAGCAAAGAGAAGGAUAAGAGUUUAGAACAAUCACGGCGUGCCGAGACCCCAGAUUGCUCGCCAAGCCAAACACAGAGCUGGACACAAAGCCCAGCAGUGUCCGUUCGGAGCGGUAGCCCCGCCUUUAUGUCGCACAGUAGCGACUGCUCUCCCUCCCGAAACAACAGCGACAGGAGUGGAGAGCAAUCGCACCAUGCGAGUGAGAGAUUCUCGCACUGUCCUUCCUACUCCAGAAGCAGAAAAACCAAGGAAAGGAGGAGUAGGUCACCCGACUCUGAUUCGUUCCUUGGCUCCCACCAUCCCCGUGAGGCACAGCGUUGUCGUAAACGCCGCAGGCGGUCUGUUAGCAGCAGCAGCGCUGAUUUGCACUCCGAAAGAUCCUGCUUAGACAAACCCAGUGGCAAACGCAAGUACAAAACCCGGCACUUGGAGCGAGCAGCCCAGCGGCAGCACAAGGAGGGAACCGCAACCAAGGAAAAGCGGCACAGAGAACGGCGGCACAGCAGGGAACGAUCUCCAAGUGUGGAGAUCAUCUACGAACGAAGGGCGCCCGACCCACACUGGGUCCAGCGGAGGAAGAGGAGGCACCGGAAGCGAAGGAGGGAACUGCGUUCACCCACUGUGAUCACAAUAGAUAGCGACAGCGACCGUACCAUCGACUGUCUAGACCGCGUCUUGGAUGUUCUAGACCAAACCGCUGCUGAUGUCGAGCAAAGGGAUGGGAGUCCUGAGCAAGAUUCCAUCCAGAAUGCAAGUUGUACCUUGGACUCUUCAAAUCCUCUGUCUGAGCCCUCGAGUCCCAUGGGCCGCAGUGACCCAACCACUCAACGCACACUAAACCUGGACGACUGUGUGGUGGAUGUAGUCGACCACAGUAGUUCUGACUGCUCCAGAAAUAUGGGUGCCAGUAACCACAAAGAGUUUAUGCCUUUCCCAAGGGCUUCGAUAAUAACAGCCCCACCUUUGGAUGUGAGGCUGCUGGAAACCAUACUGCAAGAUCUUGUGGAUUUCCUACCGGGGGCAGAGCAGGAAAUGUAACAGAGUCCUCGUGCGAGUUCUCCCGGCCAACAGGAACCCGCUUCUAGCCAACAAAGAGACCAAGCAGAGAUGAUAGGAGAUGCCGAAAGCUUAGAGAACGAGAAAACAGAUGGCGACGGACCACAAAAGACGGCAACCAACACUGCUAGCUAGAACUAAAAUAGACUUUUUCUUACAGACACAUGCUUGUCUGAUGCUUAUCUGAAUCACUCAGCCUCUAGACGUUUUUAUAAACUCAUUUAAAGAUUGAAUUACUGCUGGAAAUGGAUGCUUAAGAAACAUUCAAACAAUGUUUUUUGUCAAUUUGAACAUCAUUAUUAUUGUUCAUGUUGUAUUUAUAGUUACAGUGAUCCUUUUCCUCGAAUCUGGUGCUGACUCACUGUACCACAACCCAACGACGAUCAUGUCUGGAUGGCAACCCUGGUUCCACUAACCAUAACCCUAGUAGCAGCAAAUACAUGGGGGUUACCAUCUAAACUAUUGGUUCUCGGCUUGUUUGCUUCAAGACCCAGAUUGUUUGACAAGACGCAGGGCCUUUGACAAAUGGAACAAAAAAUAUAGGAAAUGUUAUUUUGCUAUCCUACACUCUCAGAAAUAAAUGUGCAAAACUUGUACCUUUUGACGUACAACAGAUUGCCACUGGGGCAGUACCCUUAAAAAGAAUUUUUUUUACCUUUAUUUACCCUUAAAAGGGUUUUAGU
Molecule: messenger RNA, 3439 nt
Organism: Sinocyclocheilus rhinocerous
Lineage: Eukaryota; Metazoa; Chordata; Actinopteri; Cypriniformes; Cyprinidae
Product: E3 ubiquitin-protein ligase Topors-like
Exons: 3
Coding region: 39-2738 (899 amino acids)
Biological process (GO): protein polyubiquitination; protein monoubiquitination
Molecular function (GO): ubiquitin protein ligase activity; metal ion binding
Source: RefSeq, a predicted model, not a curated record